Molecule: messenger RNA, 1373 nt
Organism: Drosophila montana
Lineage: Eukaryota; Metazoa; Arthropoda; Insecta; Diptera; Drosophilidae
Product: zinc finger protein 239
Exons: 4
Coding region: 197-1033 (278 amino acids)
Biological process (GO): regulation of transcription by RNA polymerase II
Cellular component (GO): nucleus
Molecular function (GO): RNA polymerase II cis-regulatory region sequence-specific DNA binding; DNA-binding transcription factor activity, RNA polymerase II-specific
Source: RefSeq, a predicted model, not a curated record
AGUCGAUUAAUCGCACGAUAUCGAUAUAUAAUCCAUGGCAAUCCGUGUGCACUAUGCAGAUAAAACGAUAUAUUGAUAUCUAGCUCACAUCUCUACUACCAUAUGACUUUUUUACAAGACGCGAAAAAAUUAUAUAGAAAUUAGGCAAUUCAAAGAUAUAAAACCGCAUCGGACCGAUGUUGUAGCAGCGUCAAAAAUGGCGGGCAUCCCGGUGGAAUUCGAUAAGAUUGUGGUCAAUCAGUUUAGCUGCAAACGUUGCGACCGAAUGUUUACAAGUAAACGCGAUCAGACGCUCCAUCGGCAGGAGGUGCACAACCAUAACAAAACUACCUAUGAGUGCAAACUGUGCUCCAAGAGUUUUUGCAACAGUGGCAAUCUGGAUCGGCAUAUGAAGGUGCACAACGAUGUGCGGCCGUUUGUGUGCAACAUAUGCUCCAAGGCCUUUGCACAGGCGGUUAACCUGCAGCGACAUUAUGCCGUACACAGCGGCGAGCGUCCAUAUCAGUGCAACUUCUGCAACAAAUCCUUCACCCAGCAAAGCAAUAUGAAGCGCCACAAAAUGACACACACAGGAGAGAAGCCGUUUCGAUGCCAGCGAUGUGGCCGCUACUUCUCGCAACUGGUUAACCUCAAGAAGCACAAGCUGGGUCAUUUGAAUGCCAAGCCUUAUCAGUGCAACUACUGCGAAAAAGGCUUCACCCAGCUCUCCAAUUUUAAGCGGCAUCUGCAGUCACACAUAAAGGAAGGAGUCGAUGUGGAUGUGCCCGGUGCAAUACAGGCGGCUACGGCUUUGGCGAGGGAGCGUCUAGAGGCCGAGCAGAAACCUAGCUUCUUUGAGUGCAUGAUCUGUCGUGCCAUUUUUGAAACGUUUGGCGAUUACGAGAAGCAUGAGGGCAAGUGCCAUGAGGAACAUGAACGCACCCAGCUAGAGGUUAAUCAAAUGUCGCAUAUGCAUGCGGAUGACUACUUGCCGAUGAAGUUUUCGGUGCCCGAUCUGGAUACGCACGAGAUCAUAAUUGAGACUACACAAUAAUGCCACAUACACACACGCACAUAAACACGCGCGCUCACACACCAACACACACACACAUACACAAACACAUCGCAUUCAUACCACCCACAGCCACAAACAAAUCUACAUUCAAUCAAGUGAGUGCAAACAUAUAUGAAAGAUGCGACUGCUACGUCAAUGAAUAUGCAGGCCAACAUAUUUCUUCUUCUUAUAAAUAAAUGCAAGACAUAACAAAUGGAAAUUGUAACUGUUAAUUGCCAACUGCGUCAACAUAGUUGCCAAUUGUGUAAUUUAAGCGUAUUUGCAAUUUUCAAUUGCAUUUAAAGCAGUAAAAAACGAAUCGGAACUUUUUAAUGUAAAA